This is a messenger RNA of Caenorhabditis sp. 36 PRJEB53466, 548 nucleotides long. NCBI's taxonomy places the organism in Eukaryota, Metazoa, Nematoda, Chromadorea, Rhabditida, Rhabditidae. The record is from the annotation of a GenBank genome assembly.
AUGAUAAUGGCGAAUAAGCAAGCCGCCGCUUUCGCAGAGCCAAAUGAAGACUAUUCUCUUCUUCUUUUGGACGAUUUUGUGCGCACUUGCAUUCUGGACCCUACGUUGGGCUUCAGCUCCAGCAAAGUUUUUUCGGAGUUAGUGUAUAGUUCGCAGGAUCCAUGAAUCCCCAUUCAAUUUUCAGUUGGUCUAAAAUUCCGCCUGCGGUAAGCGAACAGAUGAGGCGUUUGAUGAAAGCGUACACGUUGUCCGGUCGUAAAGAGGAAGUCCGGAACGUGAGAAUUCACCUCCUCUUUUCCCGAAAGAUUUCUAUUUUCAGACAAUCCAUCAAGUUUUGCGGUUAUUCACAACUGAUAAUCGGACUGAAAUGAUUGUAAGUCUGAAUUUCCACGGAGGAGUAUUAUUUUUUGUACCCGGAAGAACUUUUACAGACUAAUAACUAUCUUCGACUCUUUGAUAUAGAGACCGGAAUCACUGUCGCACCAUGUUUCGAUUACCACGCUGAGGGGAACGUCGGAAUGAAGCUGAUUUCAACAAAAGACUGGUGA